Messenger RNA from Cydia pomonella (codling moth), 2235 nucleotides. Its product is annotated as transmembrane protein 231-like. Lineage: Eukaryota; Metazoa; Arthropoda; Insecta; Lepidoptera; Tortricidae. The coding region runs from base 1094 to 1999 and encodes 301 amino acids. The record is from RefSeq and is a predicted model, not a curated record. Gene Ontology annotation, cellular component: ciliary transition zone; ciliary membrane. Gene Ontology annotation, biological process: cilium assembly; regulation of protein localization. The transcript is spliced from 6 exons.
CGCGAACUUGCAAGAUCCACACUCGCGAUCCCUUCGCGCCGCGAUUCGUUUACGAGCCGAUUAAUCUGAACUGUCAUAACCUUCUAUGGCGGCUACUUGGUUAUAUUGGGUGCGAACUUGAUCAACCAAAAAUCAAUUACAGUUACCAGUUUAAAUCAGUGCCUUGCCGCUAACUAAAUCCGAUCAGCUGACGCUUCGGCGCCAUCUUGCCGCGAACCAAACUGCGAAAUCGCCGUAAAGUUGUGCGAGUGUGGAGUCUACGUCAACGUCGCGUCGCGGUAUGUUCCCUCCGCGAAGUCGCGCCGCGAUUCACGCGCAUAGUCUGGAGGGUAGGAAGGGAAUAUGUAAUGCACGUAUGUUGGUUUUUCGAGGAUAAUUCUCUAUCAUGUGAACCGAUUUCAAAAAUUGAUCUUUUACUUGAAGGUAAAUAAAGGUGUAUUUAAUGUAACACGUAAAGUUGGUUAAAUUGCAAACUGAAAUCGGAAGGGUUUUUUAUUAAUAAUACUUAAUAUUUAUUGAGAUAACAAUAUACAUAAUGGAUAUAUACAGAUGAUUACUAUAACUAGCUUAUAUCUAAAAUAGGCCCUUGAGGCAUUGUACCAAGAAUGCUGGCGGCAUUUCCUCGUUGUAUCGCAAUACUGAUACGUUGUGCGAGGAAGCCGCCAGCUCUUCGGUCACCAGUUACGUCAACCAGACGUUUCGCGAUUUCUCCAAAAAACUUGUUACAAUUUAUUUAUUAAAAAAACCAAUUACCAAGAUAGAGGUCUGAUUAUAUUUUUCCUGUAAAAUUUAUAGUAAAGUUAAUAUUAUGUAAAAAUUUCAUAAUUUUUCGUCGCGCACGCUCCCUAUAUAUAGAUUCGUCCUUCUUCUAUAAGAGCUUUAAAAAUGUACCCUUGCAACAUUAGUUGCUUAGCAACGAAAUAUUCAAUUUGUUGACAGACGGAAUGUCAUAAUCAUAACAUAACAAUGCUGUUGUAUUGUUCGAAUCAAUACUCAAAUGUUUAUUGAAUAGACUUAAAAACUACUAAGGAUAUAAGUAUAAUGCUGAAGAUAUAACAAGGAAUAUAACCCAAAUAAAUUCUCCAUCAACGUUAUGAAGUUGUUAACUUUAUUUACUUACAAUGUGGAAAUUCAGUACAAAAGCUACCUUCUAUCGAAAGCAAUGUUUUUCAUAUUGCUGACAAAUGGACUUAUUAUUAUCUUGCCAUUCGUUUUUGCAUACGGGGGUCGAGGGUUUUGGUUGAAGUCCCAGAGUUACUUUGAACAACCGGUGGUACAUUUUACAUACGACUACUUGUUAGUGGCUGAGACCGAUGAUCCUAGUCAGCCAAUAGUGUGUGGUAAUGACAAUUAUGACCAUGAUGAAUACUGUGCUGAAUUUCAGGUGGAUGAGCAUGAUAACAAUGGUGAUGGAAAUAAUGAUGUAUUGGAACUCAAAUUUCUUCUCCAAAUUCCUCCAGUCAAGACAUUAGCUUCUAUAGUUCUAGUUUUAGAAGUGGACUUCCAAUUAAAGACUGUAUGCCCACUUCACAUGCAAGGUUUAGCAAUAAUAAAUAAGGAAUUUUCUCUACCACCCUCUGCAUUAACUUACUACGGAGACUUGACAUUACAUCAGGCCUCCCACUUGCCAUGUCAUCCCAAUACUAUAGACACUAUGUACAAUACAUCUUUAUUCAGAUACUUGGAAAAGAAAGAUAAAGAUGUUGUAGAUGCUAUUUUGGAGGAAUAUUUUAUCAGAGAAGCUAUUAUUGACACGAAGACAUUACACUCUAGGAGUCAAAAUGGGCAUACUGGAGCAAUGAAUAUCAAAAUACGAUUAAGAAUACCCGAGACACUGGUACUGUAUACACCAAGCCUUCUGCAGGAACUGAAAUGGGCAUGGCCACAGUAUCUAUCUAUGGCAGUAGUACUUCACUGGAUUUUUAAUAGAAUCAAAAAGUUUGUUUUCAGGAAUCGCUUACUAAUGGCAUGGGAAGUAGUUGCAUGGAAGAAACUUUAACUACAAAUCUGCAUAGUUACAUGUAUAGCUUACAUAUAAUUUUCCGCAUUUACCAAAAAUAAAGGAAUAAGUAAGUUAAUAAUAAUCCCAGAGACUACAUACUUAAUAGGCUGAUAUUUUCAUUUAGAAUAUUAAGAUAAUAAUAUGUACCUAAUAAUAUAAAUAGUAAUAAAUAGGUAAUUUAUGUAAUGUUUUAAUUUUGCUAAUGUUGUAAUUGAUUUCAAAUAAACAAAUGA